Schizosaccharomyces cryophilus OY26 is the source of this 878-nucleotide messenger RNA. Its product is annotated as cytochrome c oxidase subunit VIa. The record is from RefSeq and is a predicted model, not a curated record. Gene Ontology annotation, cellular component: mitochondrial inner membrane. The transcript has 6 exons. The coding region runs from base 127 to 513 and encodes 128 amino acids. Gene Ontology annotation, biological process: mitochondrial electron transport, cytochrome c to oxygen. Gene Ontology annotation, molecular function: enzyme regulator activity. Lineage: Eukaryota; Fungi; Ascomycota; Schizosaccharomycetes; Schizosaccharomycetales; Schizosaccharomycetaceae.
GAUGGAUAUAGGGAACCGCGGAAACCACAAAGAGAGAGAGAGAGAGCGGACAGGUGAAGAGGGAGUAAACAACCCCCAUCUCCUUGAAAUUUCUUGAAAAGUAGCAAAAGUUGACUCAAUUCGAUCAUGAAUCGCUCCGUUGGACGCAUUUGCCAAAUCUCUCGUGGAUUGUUUACCAAGAAGGCUGUUUCUCCGGUUUCCAGAGCCUACAGCAGUGAAGCCAAAUUGAGUUGGUUGGAAGAAGUCGAAGCUGAGCAAGAACACGCCAAACGCUCCAGCGAAUUCUGGAAGAAGGUGACCUACUAUGUCGGCGGUCCUGCUUUGGUUUUAUCAAGCUUGAAUGCUUAUUACAUUUACAAGAAACACAAAGAACACGCCGAGCAUCAUCAUGAUCCUGAAAUCGAUGUUCCUUAUACAUUUGAAAACUUGCGUUUCAAAAAGUACCCUUGGGGUGACGGAACCAAGACUCUCUUCUGGAAUGACAACGUGAAUCAAAUCAAGGGCACCGACUAAAAAGAAAGGGAAAACUUUUCUUUCUUGUUUGACAAGCUGUCCUUCUUUUCAGUUUUCUUUUCAUAUCUGUGUUUCGUUGUGAGCCUUUGUAAUAUGUUUCAUUGUGAAGCGUAUUCUAUGAAAGGUAAUAUAAAGUUUGAUUGCAUGCUUUCUUUGAACUUUUUUUUUUCAAUUAGGUAGUUCAGAAAUAAUACUUUUACUGAAUUCCGCGUGAUUCUUUUCUCGUCUAAUCAAGUAUUAUUAUUUCAUUGUUUUUAUGUUAAGAAGAGGAAGGACACACCAAUACUAAACCAGAACUAGAACCAGAACCAGAACCAGAACCAGACCAGACCAGAGUAGAUAGACCAUUUUCGGUAUCUUGAGGG